This is a messenger RNA of Pieris brassicae (large cabbage white), 3342 nucleotides long. It is a transcript of the gene PAN2, whose product is annotated as PAN2-PAN3 deadenylation complex catalytic subunit PAN2. Gene Ontology annotation, biological process: nuclear-transcribed mRNA poly(A) tail shortening. The transcript is spliced from 22 exons. Bases 190 to 3102 code for a protein of 970 amino acids. Gene Ontology annotation, molecular function: protein binding. Gene Ontology annotation, cellular component: PAN complex; P-body. NCBI's taxonomy places the organism in Eukaryota, Metazoa, Arthropoda, Insecta, Lepidoptera, Pieridae. The record is from RefSeq and is a predicted model, not a curated record.
ACAAAAAAAUUGAUUGCGAAUGCGAUUCAGAAUUUGGUUUGUUGUGUUUAAUAAUGUAUCAUUUUUUAAUUUUUUUCUGAAGAGCAUAAAACAACUACGUCCAAAACUCAUGCCCGUUAUUGUAUUAGAUUCAAUUUAUUUAAAAAUAUAUAGAGGUCAGGUACCUGGGAGCAGGGAAAUUAAAAAAAAAUGGCAUACCAUUACUCCGACUUAGGUAUGCCAGCAGAAAUGAAUGAACAAUAUAUUGCGGAGUAUAAACCAUACAUGGUUCAAAACCCAGAUGCUGAAUAUGAAGUCAGGUCUACAGUACUUGAUGAUAGAGGAGAAGGAAGCAUAUCAGCUGUGACAUUUGAUAAAUUUGAAGAGUUAAUUUGGGUGGGAAACACAAGAGGACAUAUUACUUCAUACCAUGGCCCACAAAUGAGUAGAUACACAGCUUUUAGGGUUCACAUGACAGAAGAAAUACGUGAUAUCAUCACCCUUGAUCAAGGACUAUUUAUUUUAUCAAAAACACAAUUGAGGCAUCAAAUUCGAAGAGGACUUGUGAAGCAUACACACACAUCAGAAAAUUUAAAAGAGAUGCAAUGCCUUUUUCAAUCAAGUCCGACAAAUGUUUUGAUGGGCGGCCACCAGGACACAAUUAUUGAUUUUGAUGUCACAAAUAUGAAAGAAUCUAUUAUUCCGAUAACUGAAGAUGGCUGUGCGGUGUUACGAAGUGGGGGUGGUUCGCUGGUUGCGUGUGGGAGUGCGAAUGGGACUGUCUCUAUGCGUGAUAUUAGAAGUCCAGUGGUGUCCGAACACACGUUCAAAGCGCACAGUGCCUGUCUGUCUGACUUGGACAUGCAGGGUAACUUGCUCAUUACGUCUGGAUUCGCACAAACAAGCACAAUGGCCGUAGCCGAACAGUACGUUUUAGUCUGGGAUGUACGUCAGUUAAAAGCCGGUGGGGCGUGGUCACUUCCGGUGGCAUCACCGCCAUUAUUACUCCACUUCCUGCCGUCGGUUUCCGGUCGAGCUCUCGCAAUGGCCAGUGCUGGACAUGUCGCAUUGCUCAAUGUUAACAAUAAAAGUGAAUCUGGAAAGCAAUCUGUUUUUCAAGUUGACACUCAAGGCUCUCUAUGCACUGUCAUGGACGUAUCCAGCACCAGCCAAGCAUUCGUCUUCGGAGAUCAGUCGGGACACGUACAUCUGUUCUCUUCUAAGCAUAAUAAUGAACCUGUCUUCAAUAACUUCUCAAGAGAAACAACAUUUGCGACCCCAGUCCGUUUGCCGUACGUGGGUUUCAGUGAGACGUUCAGUUUCUCAUCAAUACCUCUUCCGCCUCUCGCGAGUGGCUCCAAGUGGUUCCACGACCUGCCCGAGGAGUUCCUCAAAAAGGUUUCCAGGAAACCUCGCCCAAUUGACCCGGAAAUUCUUAAGACCAUGAAAAUGAAAGGACCCAUUGGGUAUGCACCCAAUCCUGGUACGAGGAGACGUAAUGAGUAUCCAUACAUAGAUGACAAUUUGGAAGAUAUCAAACAACCAAAGCCAAUAGACGAAACGACGCUGUCUAUAAGACCAAUUCCAAGUUCAUAUCAGAAGGUCGAAGUAAGGUAUAAUAAAAACGAGCCGAACGCAAUUUUGGACAAUAUAAACAGAACAGGUCUACCGGGAAUUGAAGCAACGUUGCCCAACUCUUACUGUAAUUCGAUGAUUCAGGUGCUGUACAACAUGCCGCCUCUGAAGUCAACCCUGAUAGCUCACACGUGCGCGAAGGAGUAUUGUCUCACUUGCGAAUUAGGUUUCCUAUUCAGGAUGCUUGACACCUCUGGAGGGGCGCCGUGUCAAGCGAGUAACUUCUUAAGGGCUUUUCGUACCGUGCCUGAAGCCGCCGCGCUCGGACUGAUAUUGCCCGAUCAGGGCGUUGGUAGAAAGAUUGAUCUCGUUGCCCUGAUUCAGAGCUGGAAUAGAUUUAUUCUUCACCAAAUCCAUUAUGAGCUUUUGGAGACUCGAAAAAAGGAGAAAGAGUUGGCGCUCCUCUCAGAAAAUAGCUCACAUAAGGCAGUUCGAUUAAAAAACCACAUAAAGAAACCAAUUAAUGGUCAAAUUGAGGGCUACAAAUACACUGAACUCGAGUUUCUCAAUCUUGGUCCUUCGGAGACGGAACACGAACUUCAUAACGGUAUAAACGAAAAAUGGAAAGAUAAUGGGGUAGAUAAAGCAAUGAUGAAUCACAUGGAGAAACUUCAAAGUAAUAUAGACAAAGAGUUAUCUAAUGAUCACUGUGAGAGACAGGAGUCUGAAAUCUCAGAAUUAUUUGCGAUUGCCCGACAGCAGUUAAAUAGGUGUCUUAAGUGUAAUAAAGAAGAGGAACGCGAAUCAGUUGUGCUGGCUUGUGCCCUCCAAUAUGCGACGAGAGACAACGAGCGCACAUGCGGUUUUCUGGAGCUCGUACGUGCGUCGUUAUGUGCACGUCGUUCUACGCCCGCUUGGUGCGAGCGAUGCGCGAAGUUCACGCCCACCACACAGCGCGGGCGGCUGGUUAGGUUACCCCCAAUAUUGGCGAUCAACUGUGGGGCAGUGACUGCCGAAGAGAAAUUGUUCUGGGCGAAAGGGAGCACUAAAGAAACGCCCGAGGCCAUAAAACGCAGCGGGAACGUUAAGCCAUGUAGGUAUGGGCUUCACUGCGCAAGACCUGGCUGCAGAUUUAAGCAUCCAGAUAGGCCGAGUCCGUCCCAGAGUAAUCCAGUGAAGAGUGACUCGCAAGAUGUGAGCUGUGUGAUUCCGCACCAGCUGCACAUUCGUCUCCAGUCCGAUGGGGACAUCACUAUUAGUGAUAAGGCAGAACAGGUAGACAAACACAAAAAGAAGCCCAAAUCCGAAGCGGAAUAUACGUUGACAGCGGCCGUUGUGUGCGUCGAAGACAGUCCCAGGAACCUCGUGGCGUACAUCAGGAUCGCUGAUAAGGAAGACGCCCAUUGGUACCUUUAUAAUGAUUUGGGGAUUGUGUCUGUGAAUGAAGAGGAGGUCUGCCAAUUCAGUCCUUGGUGGAAGUCACCUUGCGUACUCUUUUACACUAGUCCCAGAGCAUUGCACGCUAAAGAUGUCGCCAGUGUCUCCUAGCGUAGCUGUUACGGUCCGUUUGCGUAUUGCAACGGUCCACAGGAGGAAAACGUUAAGUUUAUGCGAUGAUUUCCAAUACUUUUAACAUUCAAUUAAUAACUGUAUUCUAUCGAAGAGAAUUAAAAAAAACGGUUUUUAUAUCCAAAACGUUUUACGGGAGAUCAUAUUUUUUAAUUAUAGUUAUCUUUUAAACGCUGUAAAAUAGCGUUAUUGAUAGGAAACGCACCUUAAUUUCAACCC